AUGGAGAACGCACACAUCAAAGAGACAGCGGACGUUCUGUCCUACUACGGCGUCACUGAAGACACCGGUCUGUCGCCUGAGCAGGUCAAGAAGAACCUGGACAAGUAUGGCUUCAACGAGCUGCCGGCGGAGGAGGGAAAGAGUAUCUGGGAGUUGGUGGUGGAACAGUUUGAGGACCUGUUGGUCAGAAUCUUACUGCUGGCCGCCUGCAUCUCUUUUGUACUGGCUUGGUUUGAGGAAGGCGAGGAGACUGUCACUGCCUUUGUUGAGCCCUUCGUCAUCCUCCUCAUCCUCAUCGCAAAUGCUGUAGUAGGAGUGUGGCAGGAGCGCAACGCAGAGAGCGCCAUUGAGGCUCUGAAGGAGUACGAGCCUGAGAUGGGGAAAGUGUACCGGGCAGACAGGAAGAGCGUGCAGAGAAUCAAGGCCAGGGAGAUUGUUCCCGGUGACGUGGUGGAGGUUUCUGUCGGUGACAAAGUGCCAGCCGAUAUCAGGAUCAUCUCCAUCAAAUCUACAACCCUGCGUGUGGACCAGUCCAUUCUUACUGGUGAGUCUGUCAGUGUGAUCAAGCACACUGAUUCCGUCCCAGACCCCCGAGCUGUCAACCAGGACAAAAAGAACAUGCUGUUCUCUGGCACCAAUAUCGCUGCUGGAAAAGCCAUUGGUAUUGUCGUGGCAACUGGUGUCUCCACUGAGAUCGGUAAGAUUCGUGACCAAAUGGCUGCCACUGAGCAGGAGAGGACCCCUCUGCAGCAGAAACUGGACGAGUUUGGAGAGCAGCUCUCUAAGGUCAUCUCCCUCAUUUGUGUGGCCGUCUGGAUAAUUAACAUUGGCCAUUUCAAUGACCCCGUCCAUGGAGGGUCCUGGAUCCGCGGUGCUAUCUACUAUUUCAAGAUUGCUGUGGCUCUGGCUGUGGCUGCCAUUCCUGAAGGCCUGCCCGCUGUAAUCACCACCUGCCUGGCUCUGGGAACACGCCGCAUGGCAAAGAAGAACGCCAUCGUCAGAAGCCUGCCCUCUGUGGAGACCCUGGGCUGCACCUCAGUCAUCUGCUCCGACAAGACUGGUACCCUCACCACCAACCAGAUGUGUGUAACUAAGAUGUUCAUCAUCGAUAAAGUUGAGGGUGACAGUGUUUCCCUUGGUCAGUUCGACAUCUCUGGCUCAAAGUACACCCCUGAGGGAGAAGUUACAAAGAAUAGCAUGUCUGUGAAGUGCGGACAGUAUGACGGACUGGUUGAGCUGGCCACCAUCUGCGCUCUGUGCAAUGACUCUUCUCUGGACUAUAACGAGUCCAAGGGUAUUUAUGAGAAAGUGGGUGAAGCCACUGAAACAGCCCUGUCCUGUUUGGUGGAGAAGAUGAACGUGUUCAACACUGAAGUGCGUGGACUGUCCAAGGUGGAAAGGGCAAAUGCGUGCUGUGCGGUAAUCAAGCAGCUGAUGAGGAAGGAGUUCACCCUGGAGUUCUCCAGAGACAGGAAGUCCAUGUCAGUCUACUGCUCUCCUGCCAAAUCCGGCAAAGCCCCUGUGGGAAACAAGAUGUUUGUCAAAGGUGCUCCAGAGGGUGUCAUUGACCGCUGUGCUUAUGUCCGCGUGGGCACCACCCGUGUACCCCUGACUGGCCCAGUCAAAGACCACAUCAUGUCUGUCAUCAAGGAGUGGGGCACGGGGCGUGACACUCUCCGCUGUUUGGCACUGGCUACCCGUGAUACACCUCUGAGGAAGGAGGAAAUGAACCUGGAGGACUCGACCAAGUUUGGAGACUAUGAGACUGACUUGACCUUUGUGGGCUGUGUCGGCAUGCUCGACCCUCCUCGUAAGGAAGUUAUGAGCUCCAUCGAGCUGUGCAAGGCCGCUGGCAUCCGUGUCAUCAUGAUUACUGGUGACAAUAAGGGCACAGCUGUGGCCAUCUGCCGACGUAUCGGCAUCUUCAGGGAGGAUGAGGAUGUCACUGGCAAGGCCUUCACUGGUCGUGAGUUUGAUGACCUCACUCCAUACGAUCAGAAGACCGCUGUUCGAAAGGCUUGCUGCUUUGCCAGAGUAGAACCGUCCCAUAAGUCUAAGAUUGUUGAGUUCCUGCAAGGCUUUGAUGAGAUUACUGCCAUGACCGGUGAUGGCGUGAACGAUGCCCCUGCCUUGAAGAAGGCAGAGAUUGGCAUCGCCAUGGGCUCUGGCACUGCCGUUGCCAAGUCUGCCUCUGAGAUGGUCCUGGCUGACGACAACUUCUCUUCCAUUGUGUCUGCUGUUGAGGAGGGCAGAGCCAUUUACAACAACAUGAAACAGUUUAUCCGCUACCUCAUCUCCUCCAACGUAGGCGAAGUUGUCUGUAUCUUCCUGACCGCAGCCCUGGGUCUGCCCGAGGCUCUGAUCCCUGUCCAGCUGCUGUGGGUCAACCUCGUGACUGAUGGUCUGCCUGCCACCGCACUGGGCUUCAACCCCCCUGACCUGGACAUCAUGGGCAAAGCCCCCCGCUCCCCCAAGGAGCCCCUCAUCUCUGGCUGGCUCUUCUUUAGAUAUCUUGCCAUUGGAGGUUAUGUUGGUGCCGCAACUGUUGCAGCAGCUGCCUGGUGGUUCCUGUACAGUGACGAUGGCCCAAUGAUCACUUUCCACCAACUGUCACACUUCAUGCAGUGCAGCGAGGAGAACGAGGACUUUGCCGGGGUCUACUGCGAGGUGUUCGAGUCUGCUCCUCCAAUGACCAUGGCUCUGUCUGUGCUGGUCACCAUCGAGAUGUGCAAUGCUCUGAACAGCUUGUCUGAGAACCAAUCCCUGGUGCGCAUGCCCCCCUGGAGCAACGGCUGGCUGGUGGCUGCCAUGAGCCUCUCCAUGUCACUUCACUUCAUGAUCAUCUACGUCGACCCCCUGCCCAUGAUCUUCAAGCUCACUCACUUGAACGUGGAGCAGUGGAUGAUGGUGCUGAAGCUCUCCUUCCCGGUCAUCCUCCUCGAUGAGCUUCUCAAGUUUGUGGCUCGCACAUAUCUGGAUGGUAACUUUUGUUUCCUCAUCCAGGGAAAGUCUAGAGGCAAAGUGCAACAAAGAGUGUGUGAAGCAGAGAGAGCGCAGAGACACAGAUGGAGAGAAAAGGCUGUGCGCUCCCACUGAAAAGCCGGCCUGCCAACAGUCACUUGAUGUGAUCAAAACAUCAAGUGGCAUGAACACAAC
Molecule: messenger RNA, 3156 nt
Organism: Xiphias gladius (swordfish)
Lineage: Eukaryota; Metazoa; Chordata; Actinopteri; Istiophoriformes; Xiphiidae
Gene: atp2a1
Product: ATPase sarcoplasmic/endoplasmic reticulum Ca2+ transporting 1
Exons: 24
Coding region: 1-3096 (1031 amino acids)
Biological process (GO): calcium ion transmembrane transport; intracellular calcium ion homeostasis
Cellular component (GO): membrane
Molecular function (GO): ATP hydrolysis activity; P-type calcium transporter activity; ATP binding
Source: RefSeq, a predicted model, not a curated record